Molecule: messenger RNA, 5084 nt
Organism: Scatophagus argus
Lineage: Eukaryota; Metazoa; Chordata; Actinopteri; Scatophagidae
Gene: prox3
Product: prospero homeobox 3
Exons: 7
Coding region: 862-3234 (790 amino acids)
Biological process (GO): regulation of transcription by RNA polymerase II
Cellular component (GO): nucleus
Molecular function (GO): DNA-binding transcription factor activity, RNA polymerase II-specific; RNA polymerase II cis-regulatory region sequence-specific DNA binding
Source: RefSeq, a predicted model, not a curated record
UGAAGAUAACUGUCAUUUCCGUGUUCUCUGGGUUUAGUUUUCAAAGAAGAUUCCUGUGGUGAGAGAAAACUGCUAAUGAAUUACCACCAUAGUGUAAAGGCUACCAGCCUUUCCAUUAUUCCUCCCAAAGUCUGUGACUCCACUAUAAGGUGGCAUCAGCCUUACAGACUUUGGCCUCCAGUCUCUUCGAGGUAUGCACGUCGCGUGCAGGUGUGUCUGUGUAGGGAACACGCAGACAUCUGCAACAAACUGUUGCUAUCAUAAACGAUCAAAAAAGGUAAUUGCGUUAAUUUGAAAUCAGACAGCAUUAUUUCUGACUAUUUAAACCAGCAUUGUGUGUGUGUGUGUGCGCGCACGUACUGGGGGUCAUGCCAACAGGGGAGGGACCGGACCGUCAAGUGGCCAGCUCUCGAGCUCGCCCGCCCGCCCACCGCGCGCCACUCCACACCGGGAGCAGCGCGUGAGGAUGAUGCCAGCUAGAGAUAGAUGGAUUGGCGAGGGAGGGGGGGAAAAAACCCCUGCAGAGUGACACAACUAGAGUAGAGGAGGUGGUUGAUGAGUGAGAGUAAAACUGAGAGAGUUAGGGAACAAAGACACAAAUAAAGAGAAAAAGGGGAAGGGGAAAUAGCCGGAGACCCGCUAUUGGCUGGCUCCCUUUACUCCGCACCGAUGUCCGAGGCCCGCCCGGUGCCAGCGGAAGACAGUCGAACGAUUGAGCGCGCACAGGAGGAACUGUCAGUGGAGUGGAAAGCUUCGUGGAACGGACGCUCUUCCCUGUGACAGACUCAUUCUUAUCACUGUGAAAGUGGAAGGGGCUGUCCUAACCUGUGAUAGAUCGCCGACUUGUUUUGCUGUGCAGUGAUGGAUUCUCCCACAGAUCUUUUCGAUGACUCUGCUCCCCGGAUACAUGCCUUUGCUCCCACUCACAGCUCCACGGAUCUCCCUGGAGUUCACCCUCAGCCCAGCGCAGGUCGACCUGCCUUCAGACCACCCGGCUUCCCUCUCAUCCACCACCUCCUCCAGCCAGGUGGCGCCGCCAGGAGGAUCGGAGGGCAACUCAACACAAACCUGAGUGCACACAGACACCUGGAAGACAGAAAUUUGGAGGAGGACAGAGGAGAGCGGGAUGGGCUGUUGGAGCAAGGGGUGGAAGGAGGAGAGGAAGGCGUGAUGGAGGGAGAGGACAGCUUGUUCGGGGUUAAGAAGAGGCACAGCGACACAGCCCCCACGGCCGAGUGGAACCACGAUGUCUUGAAAGUGAAGAGGAUGAAGCUGGAGAGUCGACCAAGAGAUGGGGAGGCGGAGGAGAGGGGCAGGAGGCGGGAGGGUGGAAGGGAGGGCAAGAGAAGAGAGAGGGAGGAGCUGAAAGAGCAACUGGAAGAGGCAAGAGAGAGACUGCAGGCCCUGCAGGAGAAAGUAUGGAGGGCUUUUGGGGAAAAGCACAUAGUAGAGGAGGAGAAGAAAAGGAGGCACAGUAAUAGAGGAGGAGGAGAUGGAGGAGAAAGAGAGGUGGGGAUGAUGGAGGAGGAGGACAUUACAGGAGGGAUGUAUGAUGAAGACAACACUGAUGGUGGAGAAAUGGAAAAGGAAACUUUCUCCCUACUCUCUGUUUCCCCUUUUGACAACUCCCACAAGAGGAGAGAAGACAGGUCAAAAGACAGAGAAGGGCAGAUGGAGAGAGGAAGAGGAGAGUUUCACCUGGAGGGCGUGAUGGAGGGAGCGGGGCUGUGGUUGGAUUGUGGAGGUCUGGUAAGGGGAGACUGGCACGGGAUGGAAGACGAUGGUGAGGAGGGAGGGCAGAAGUUUGCUCAGGCGCUGAAGCUGGAGUUGGGCAGCGCUGUGGCACGAGUCAUCGAUCGAGUUCUGCGUCUUUACACCGAGAUGACAGAUUUCACUCCCUCCUCUCCUCCUGCCGCCAUCUCUUUCCUCCCGUCCGAUGUGGAAAACGAUGGCGGGAGGGAGAGGGGAGUGUGGAUGGGACUGUUAGCGAGAGGAAGAGGGGAGGAAAAAACGAGAGGUAAGGAGGAAAAGCCAGGGCUGCAGGAUGGAGAAAGAGAGAAGCAGCUCCAAAAAAUGAGCAAUGGGAGCAUGAUGCCUCCUGGACAGCCUCAUCACACUGACGCAUCAGAUCUGGCAAUGCCAUUGGCUGUCCAAAGGUCACCUGACAUACGAAAGGCUCACCCACUCCUUGGCCCACCUCUCACUUCUCACCUAAAUCCCUCUCAUCCAAACCUCUCGCUUCAUCACCCUUCUCUACCUCGCCCCCCUACUCUUUCCCAACCUCCCCUCUUGCCUCCAGCCUCACAACCUAAGGACCCCUCCUCCUCCUCCUCCUUCCAUCCAUCCUCAUCCUCCUCCUCUUCUUCCUCAUCCUCCUUCCCCGCGCCGCCCCCUCCUCCUCCUCCACCUCCUCCGCCACCUCCCCCUCUUCCUCUCCCACUUCUCCACUACUCCAUGCAGCAGCUCUUCUCCCGCUCUCUACACCACCCUCAGCUGCCCCACCUCCCCCCAUCCCGCAAGGACUAUUUGAACUCCGACCCUUUCUUGGAGUUCUCGUCUCACCCGUCGUCUCACCCUUCUUUCCCAACACUCCCUUUGCUCGGUCACUUAGACCCUUCGCUUGCACGCCACGCUCAUGGAGGCAGAGAGAGGGACAGAGGGAUGAGGGGAGAUGGAGGGAUGAGAGGAGGGAUGGAUGGAGGAGAGCUUUUUUUGUCAUCUGGGGGAGUAUACACUCAGGAGGGCUUGUCUCCCUGCCAUCUGAAGAAAGCCAAACUCAUGUUCUUCUACACUCGAUAUCCCAGCUCCAAUACACUCAAGACUUACUUCCCUGACGUCAAGUUUAACCGCUGUGUGACCUCCCAGAUGAUUAAAUGGUUCAGUAACUUCAGAGAGUUCUUCUACAUCCAGAUGGAGCGCUUUGCACGACAGGCUGUCCGCGAGGCUCUCACCCGGGACGGUGCACCUCGUCUGGGCAGAGAGAGUCAGCUGCGAGUGAGCCGUGAUACAGAGCUUUACCGCAUACUGAACAUGCACUAUAAUAAAAGUAACGUCUACCAGGUCCCGGAGAGGUUUAUCGAGGUGUCAGAGGUGGCUCUGAGGGAGUUUUACUCAGCCAUUUGGACUGGGAGAGACAGCGACCCCUGCUGGAAGAAAGGGAUAUAUAAAAUUAUCUGUAAGCUCGACAGUCCUGUACCAGAUGCGUUCAGACUGCCUGGCUGUCCUGUCGGCUGAUGAUCGAACCGCUUUCAUCUGGUACAUGUAUCCAAAUGCACAAAUACAUGCAUAAAAACACAAACUUACUGAAAGUAGGUCAUUUUUGGUAAAGCAUUCGCAAACUGUACAUUUCAACAUUGUGAGAACUGGUAUGAGGGAAUGCGCAAGAUUAAGAUUUUGCAACUCAGUUCAUUCAUAAUGCAUUCAUUUUGAAAACAAAUGAGAUCAUCUUAAGAUAGCAAAAGUAUUUCGUUUGCAGGAAAACACACAUUCACGCUGCAAUGGACAGACACACACAGGUUCAGUAGUGGACUGUCAGGCUCAUAAGGGUCUUGUGACUGCGCUUAAUCGAAGAACGUGACCAUACCGUUGAAUUAAAGCAGACAGCGCAGGAAUUUGCUCUCCAAACAUUCUUCACCAGUCAUUUGACUUGUGAAGUCACAGCACUGCUGUACAAGUUUGAUGAGACCAUGACCAUGAAAAUAAAAGCUGCUGCAGCCACAGGUCUGACAUUGACUGAAAUAUGCAUCAUUUCUGUGUAUGUUGUGUUACCGUGAGAUGGCUGCAGUUUCAGAUGUGUGGUUAAAAAAACAUGUGAGCCUCACACUCUGGCUUCACAACAUCCAUUCACGUGAAAAUAUAAUCUGCGUUCACUGAUUGCCCCUUGUAAAUUAUUCCAGUUCACAAGAAGAUACCACUCUAUGCAUCCUCUCAGUAAUCGAAUGUACUGCUGACAACUGUUUACCAUAGCAUGGGCACCGCACAAUCACAUGUUUCAAAUACUUUUCAGACAAAGAGUCAACAACCUGAGUACAUAGCAAGUUUCCCAUUUUUGAGAAAAUGUUGUGUAAUCAUUAACAGUCUCACACAGACCGCAACCAACUAACACAUCCAAACAUUUCAGUUCUGCUGUCCCUCAGGGCUGCUCGCUGUUUUACAUUAGAGAUUUGUCCGAACAUUAAAUGUGAUUGUUGUUUGCUAGAAACGGGAAGUACUUUCUCUGGAAGUACCUUUUUGUUUGGUGUACACCACAGCAUGUACAUUUUAGAUACAGAUAUUUGUCCAUGGAUGCGUGGAUGCUUUCCUCAGUGGCACAUGGCUGCCAUGUUUGCGUUAGUCUGAAGCUGGUUUUCGUAUCCACUAGAGAAACGAGCCUUGAAAAUCUUUAAAGAAAACACAACGACUCAGACAAAGAAGAAUAUAGUGGAACUGCUGAAAUGCUGAAAUUUUAAAGAAUUAUCGCAGCUUUGGUUUCGGUGGAUUUCUUUUGCUCGUAUAUCCAUCUCUUUGUUCAAUAUUAAAUUAUGACAGAGCUUUGUACAUGAUGGCACAUUGCAAUCAAAUUGUAAUUAAGAAUCUGCCAAGAGGGACAACAUAUUAAAUUUAAAAUAGUAAAAUUAAUGUUUUGCCGUUUCCUUGAUGUACUCUUAUUGUUGAAAUAGUCACCUUCUCUUUUUAUAUUGUUGAAACGUGAUGCUAAGCUGAAUAGGCCAGUUGCACAAUCAGUAUACACAUGGACAUUUGUUCCUCAAAGUUAGUGCAGAAACUUUCAUUCUGUCUGCUGUAUAUCAGGACUUUUAUCUAAGAGGAACUUGGGCUUUACUGUUCAUGAAAAUGUUGGUCGACUGCUCCACAUAAAGGCCUCCUCUGGCUUCAUCACAACUCUGUGAGACCGAGCCCGUUAUGUAACCUCUUUGUGACGUGUUUUCAGGUGCAUGAUUCCUAUAUUUUGCAUUUGCAUUUUGUGUUGUAAUCUCUUAUGGUUGAUUUUAUUGGUCUCUCUUUUAUAUUGUAAAUACUGUGCCUCAUUCAAACUUUGGUGAAUUUUGGUGUUUAAACUUAUCGGUGAAUUAAAAUGAUACCAGGCU